GUUGCGUCAACGCAAUCGCACCAAGCACGAAACAAGAUGGUGCCGUCCAAGUUCCGUUUUGACAACCAAGUCGCAAUCGUCACCGGUGCCGGCGCCGGACUAGGUCGAGCCUAUGCUGUUUUGCUUGCUGCGCAUGGAGCCAAAGUGGUGGUGAACGACGUGGGGGGUACUCAAGGGGACAAGCCGCGUCCAGCCGAUCAAGUAGUGCUCGAGAUUCGGGCUCAAGGCGGCGUCGCGGUACCAAACUACGACUCUGUCGUUGACGGUGCGCACCCACCCUAUAGUUACCGCAAUCCGACUUACUCGAAUCAUAUUCAAUUGAUGAUGCUGCCGCGUAUCUCCAGGGACCAGUGUGGUGGCGACGGCUAUCCAAGCCUUUGGUCGCGUGGACAUUGUGGUCAACAACGCUGGCAUCCUGCGGGACCGAGCCUUCCACAAGAUGUCUCGAAGCGAAUGGGACGCCGUGAAAAGCGUGCACCUCGACGGAAGUACCUACAUAUCUUCCAACAAACAUAUCGAAAAAUAAUCCUUCGUCCUGUAGGUUUUGCGGUGACGCACGCGGCAUGGCCUUACAUGCGAGGCCAGAAGUACGGUCGCAUUGUCAACAUAACGUCUGUGAAUGGCUUGUACGGACAAGCUGGGCAGGCCAAUUAUGCGGCUGCAAAGGCGGGCAUGGUGGGGUUCACCAAGGCCCUGGCCAAGGAAGGUGUGCGUUCGAACAUCAAAGUGAACGCGGUGGCGCCUGGCGCGGGCUCGAGUAUGACUGCCACGAUCCUUCCCGAAGUGGUGGUGAAGCAGUGGAAGCCAGAGUACGUAGCCCCGACCAUCGCAUUCUUGUGCCACGAGAGCGCCCCGUGCACCGGCGCCGUCUUCGAGUGCGGCGGCGGGUGGACUGCCCAAGUUCAGUUCACUCGGUCUGAGGGGUAUUUCUUCGACUUGGAGAAGCCCAUCUCGAUCGACGCGGUGGCCGACCACUGGAAGGACAUCACGGACUUUGCCAACGCGACCAACCCCGAGCUGGACGAAAUGACGCCCCAGCUCAAACAAAUCAUGUCCAAGAUCUAAAAUCGCAUGAUAUUAGUUUGCUCUCAUGUGUCGCCUCCAUCAAGGACCAAGAUGCACACUGCUGCAUUGUAAGAGCGUUGUGGAUAAUAUAUAAUUAGGCGAAUAAUAACGACAACAACGCGCGUUUGGCAUGGG
Molecule: messenger RNA, 1200 nt
Organism: Aphanomyces astaci
Lineage: Eukaryota; Oomycota; Saprolegniomycetes; Saprolegniales; Verrucalvaceae
Exons: 4
Coding region: 37-1065 (342 amino acids)
Molecular function (GO): oxidoreductase activity
Source: RefSeq, a predicted model, not a curated record